Triticum aestivum (bread wheat) is the source of this 1472-nucleotide messenger RNA. RefSeq names its product arogenate dehydratase 2. The record is from RefSeq and is a predicted model, not a curated record. Gene Ontology annotation, cellular component: chloroplast; cytoplasm. Lineage: Eukaryota; Viridiplantae; Streptophyta; Magnoliopsida; Poales; Poaceae. Gene Ontology annotation, molecular function: arogenate dehydratase activity; prephenate dehydratase activity. Bases 29 to 1222 code for a protein of 397 amino acids. Gene Ontology annotation, biological process: L-phenylalanine biosynthetic process. The transcript has 11 exons.
UUCUUCCUCCUUAGCCAGCGCGGUGGCUAUGGCCUCCAUGACUACCCCUCGGCUCCCCUUCUUCCCAGCCCGAGCACGCUCUGCCGCCGCCGCCUUCUCUUCGUUGUCCUCCUCCCCGUUACAAUGCUGCCCCGUUAAACGCACCAGCUUCACCAACACCAACUCAGCCCCCCUUCUUUUUGCCUCGCGGCCAGGGGCGCCCUUGGCGGACGGCUGGUCCGCCGACCUCAACCGUCGCCGGGCCUCUGCUAUGCCUGUCGCGGACAGCCCUCUUCCCGCGUACAGCGAUCCGCAUGCGUUACCUCUGCCUCUCACUAGUGCGGAUCUAAUGGAGUCGGGCGGGGAGGGGCUCAAGGUUGCCUACCAGGGCUUCCCAGGAGCGUACAGCGAGUCCGCGGCAAAGAAGGCCUAUCCACAUUGCCAGACCGUGCCUUGCGAGCACUUCGAUACUGCAUUUCAGGCUGUAGAAAACUGUACAGUUGAUAGGGCAGUAUUGCCACUUGAGAAUACUCUGGGCGGUAGCAUACAUCGGAACUAUGACCUUCUACUUCGUCAUAAGCUACACAUAGUUGGAGAUGUUCGCCUUGCAGUUCGGCAUUGUUUGUUAGCCAAUCGUGGAGUGAAGAUUGGAAACCUAAGAAGUGUCAUGAGCCAUCCCCAGGCUCUUGCUCAAUGUGAGCAUACACUGACAGAGUUAGGAAUUGAACAGAGACAAGCUGUUGAUGACACUGCUGGUGCAGCAAAGUUAGUUACAGAACAAAUGCUCCAAGAUACUGGUGUUGUUGCCAGUUCAUUAGCUGCUGAACUUUAUGGACUGGAUAUUCUUGCUGAAAAUAUUCAGGACGAAAAAGAGAACGUCACCCGUUUUAUGAUGCUUGCUCGGAAACCUAUUGUACCUCAGGUUGAUAAACCAUUCAAGACCAGCAUUGUGUUUUCACUUGAAGAUUGGAAACCUGCGCAGCUCCUCAAGGCACUUGCAGUUUUUGCACUGAGGGACAUCGACCUCACCAAGAUAGAAAGCCGCCCACACAAGAAAAGGCCUUUUCGUGUAGCUGAUGAUACUUUCUCCACACCCGUCAAGUACUUCAACUACCUCUUUUAUGUUGACCUUGAGGCAUCAAUGGCUGAUCCAAAAGCUCUGAAAGCUCUUGGAAAUUUGGAGGAGUUUGCACCCUUUGUAAGAGUCCUGGGGAGCUAUCCUACAGACGUGAGUGAAGUUUGAAUAACAAGUGCUUGCUGCUAAAUCACAUCCUAGUGAGUAAUCAAGAACUAUUUUGUUCUAAUUAUGGAGAGUCAGAAAGAUGCAGCUCUCAUAGCCUAUUUCCUAUUUGGAUUGGGAUUUAAGCGGUUUUACUAAUAAACUGUACCUGUGCAUUUAACAGCAGAAUAGCAGAUGUACUCAGGUUGGGUAGAACAUAGCACUAGAAUUCUGAACUACGCAUUGUGGGGGUCAACAAAGUGAUAUAUGGUGA